CUUCUGCUCCUGCUUAUUUUCAGUUGUUUACGUGAACACCUGCCUUCAGUUUCAAUAAAAUUAAUUUGAUAUUUUAUAGAAUAUUCAUAAUUUGGGCAGUGCAAUUUCAAACUAUAAUAUUGUUUCGAUUUAGAGAAAAAUGUUCUAUCCCUUCGCAUUAUUAAUGUUUAGCCUCUACGCUAAUACUGAGGCCUAUUUCAUUACUGUAGAUGCCCAUGCUGAAGAAUGUUUCUUCGAUAAAGUAGAAAUUGGAACUAAAAUGGGUUUGACAUUUGAAAUUUCGGAAGGUGGGUUUUUGGACAUUGACGUGAGAAUUGUGGGACCAGAUGGUAAAGUGAUCUACCAAGGUGAAAGGGAAACCAGCGGAAAGUACACAUUCGCUGCUCAUCUUCCUGGCAAAUACACCUACUGCUUUAGCAACCAGAUGUCUACGAUGACACCCAAAGUGGUUAUGUUUGAUAUGGAAGUAGGCGAUGCCCCUAAACAAGACGCAAAAGCAGAAGGAGAUGAAACAGCAGAUCACGUGAAGAUGGAAGAGAUGAUCAAGGAACUGACGACGUCCCUGACCAGUGUCAAGCACGAGCAGGAAUACAUGAGUGUGAGGGACAGGAUUCACCGCAGCAUCAACGAGAGCACCAACUCAAGGGUAGUUCUGUGGUCGUUCUUUGAAGCUGUAGUGCUAUUCACGAUGACAAUGGGUCAAGUUUACUACCUAAAAAGAUUUUUUGAAGUCCGAAGAGUCGUUUGAAAACAUUUCGCCGGCCUCUUACAGAUCCUUUUCAAAGCCACGAUGGAAAAGACAGUUAAUUUAAAUUCUAGUGAAGUUGAAAAUGUACGAUCGGCCGUAGUUUAUGUUAUCACUAUGGUCUAAAGUUUUUUUUUUCGACAAACUCAUGUAAGGAAUUAAGCGAGAGUAAAAAAGACUUUUGGACACGUUUGAUAAACUAUAUGUUUUGUAAUACUACAACAUUCGUUUAGCUAACUAUAAUUAAUUCACAAAACCUUUGAAAAUUUUUUACUUUUAUAAAAUUAGCUAUCGAAAUUCUUUUUAUCUAGUUUUACUAUUGAAUUUGAACAGAUGUUUCCGUUUUUGGGAAGCACAAGGUAUUACUCCGCCAACACAUUGAUAUAUCUAAAUUACUGAAAAAUCUUUGUUUAAAUUUGUCUUUUUGUUGUGAAAUAAAUGUACUAUGGGACAUGAUGAUACACACAAUAAAAAUUAUAAAGACACAAUUGUGUUUUUUUUGCAUCGGGAUACUUAGUAAAGUCGGUGGAUGUAUAACUAAAAGAAUUGUAGAUGUUUUCUAUUGGUUUCUUGAGGUAAGGUUUUUUGUAAUGGUUGAUUAUGUUUUAUAUUAAUACUCUUUAUUCCUAUCAUCAGAUGCACUAUAAAUGUGUAUGACAAUAGGAAAAAACAUUACAAUUUGUAGAUAGGCACUUUCCCUCUUUAAAUGUAUAAUGUUUUUCAACAGAUAAGUAAAAAACACUUGACUUGAUAACAAUGUUGAUCUAUCAAGUGGUUGUUCCAAAAUACUUACGCAAGUAUAUAAUGCAUAGUUAAAUAAUUUUACAUGAUUUUUUGAUAACUAUUCAAUGGCUUUAGCUCACUGAUCAAUUCUUUAACAUUCUGAACUGUAUCUGUAUCUUGUUUCCCUCAACUUUUCCUAAUCCACCUUUUAAACUAAACCGUGUAUCUUAAGUUUUAUUUAAAGAUAGUUUUGAAUAAUAUAUUAAUUACACAUGAGAAUAUGAGGAAGCCAAUUGAAUUUUGCAAACUUAUUCCUUGAACACUCUUCAGGAUUUCCAAUCUCAACACAUGUGUUAGUUGUUUUUUUAACAUAUUAAAUCAAUCGCUGACUAUUAAUUAUUGGCUCUUCAUUCUAGUAACCGCAUAAGACAGGAAUCAAAUCACUUUCUUCAAAAAAGCUUGUAUAGCUUCACAUACACAGCUAUCAUAUUUCCUUGACACUGUUGACACCAUUUUGUUUUCGUAAACAAUGUCAGUUUGAAUGAGUAAACUUUAUAAAUGCUCGGCCAAAAGUCCCGAUGCCAAGAAAAUAUAUAUUUAAAAAUAAUUACUGUUUGUGAAGAGUAUUAAAAGUCCAUUAAAGAGUGUUUAGUUUAAUUUCUAGCACAAUUAGAGACUUGUAGUUCAAAAACUUCAAAAACUUCAUCCGUUUGAUCACAGAGCCAGUUCAAUGGUUAUCUUCCAUUUAUGUGUGAUCAAAUAGAGUUUUGAAUAUUUCAUAAAUACUACCAUAAUUUUCAAUUUACUAUCAAUACUAUUAUUUUUGUAAAGCUCAUUUUCAACUUUCUUAUUUUCCUGUCAAAAUGUUGGCCUGAGAGUGUGUUUAAUGUUAGGAAAUUAAUGUUUUUAUGUGACUGGAAACUGGAAAAUUGCUUCUAGUGUGCUUACCAGUAUUGUAAGUCAGGGUAAGGAAGAUAUGUCAUAUUUGUAAAUAUUGUACAAUAGAUAAUAGUAUAAUAUUAUCAAAUUUCCUUUAGUAUUUAUAAAGUAGGACUUUCUAUAACAUAAUAUCCAAACAUAAUAUAAAUAACUCGAUUAUGUCAAUAUACAACCAGUCUCAAGUUCGUGUUGGAAAUAGUUUUUACAUUUUCAACAUUCUCUGUCACAAAUUACAAUGGUUGUUGAUUUGUGUUACCUUUGACUAUGGUUAGAAUUAGACAUUGCAUUUCCAUGUUCAAGUUGUCACCAGUUUUAUAACAAGAAUGAUCGUAGUUGAGUUCAGCUACAGAAAUGCGUUAGUAAAAAUUACUGAAUUCUAUCAAAUACGCAAACUGUUUAACCUGUUGGAAUACCGAAACUACAUAACCUAAUUACACAUAGGAUUUUUUAUUUUUGGCUCCUUUUGUGACUUAAACAACUACAGCUUUCUCAUUCAUUUCUAUCUUAAAUUAAUAUCUUCCUCCUCUGAAAGAUUGGGAGACAAUUUGCAAUUAUCUAUGGAUCGGUCCAUUCUACUCGAUCGUAAACAAGACAGUGGCGCAUGUUUACACGACAUAAUCUCAAAACUCACUUGUUUACUAAUUUUGUUUUCCAAAACUCGUUAGGCAACCAAACUAUCAACCUGACAAGUGCUGCGAUCCCUCGGAAUAAUUCUGAACUAGUAGCAAUGUCUCGGAGCGCAAUGCCAAAUCAAAUCGUCUUUAUUUCACAUUGUACAUAAAUCAGUACACGGAAUGGCGUCAUAAACGAUAUCUAAAACUUAACAUAAAGAAAUCAAGUCUAAUAGAAAUAAAAAACACUAAUUUAACAUAUAUUAUUCUAAAGAGUAUAGAGGUUACAACAAGUAAUACUUCAAAUGUUUUUUAAAUUUUAAAAAACAUAAGCAGCGGCCAAGUAGGGUGGGUUAACAAAGCUAACCUUAACAGACAACUCAUUGUAAUCUGCCUCACAUCUAUCGUCACUAAUCGGCAACGACUGGGACAUAUAAUGUAAUGUCUUUUUCAAUAUCAUGAAGUCAAUGGUUAUAGAUAAUUUUCAAGUUUUAUUGAUAUAAUUUUUUGUGUAUGGUUGCUUUAUCGUGGAGUCUGACUUGUAAGUUUUAUGUUGGAUUUGUUUUUUAGAAUAAACUAUACGUAAUUGUUUUUCA
Macrosteles quadrilineatus (aster leafhopper) is the source of this 3614-nucleotide messenger RNA. RefSeq names its product transmembrane emp24 domain-containing protein 2 (gene CHOp24). Gene Ontology annotation, cellular component: endoplasmic reticulum-Golgi intermediate compartment; endoplasmic reticulum; COPII-coated ER to Golgi transport vesicle. Gene Ontology annotation, biological process: endoplasmic reticulum to Golgi vesicle-mediated transport; Golgi organization; intracellular protein transport. Bases 140 to 748 code for a protein of 202 amino acids. Lineage: Eukaryota; Metazoa; Arthropoda; Insecta; Hemiptera; Cicadellidae. The record is from RefSeq and is a predicted model, not a curated record. The transcript has 3 exons.